Photinus pyralis (common eastern firefly) is the source of this 947-nucleotide messenger RNA. RefSeq names its product THO complex subunit 4 (gene Ref1). The record is from RefSeq and is a predicted model, not a curated record. Gene Ontology annotation, biological process: mRNA export from nucleus. Gene Ontology annotation, molecular function: mRNA binding. The transcript has 3 exons. Gene Ontology annotation, cellular component: nucleus. Lineage: Eukaryota; Metazoa; Arthropoda; Insecta; Coleoptera; Lampyridae. Bases 120 to 866 code for a protein of 248 amino acids.
UUGGAAAAAGUUAUCGCGAUUUUGCAUUUUCUCAUGCUGCCGCCAUUACCUUAUUUUUCGUGUUGGUGACGCUUGUGUGUGUAUUUGUUUAAUUUCUUUAAAGGAACUUUUAAAAAGCCAUGAAAAUGGUUGAUAAAAUCGACAUGAGUUUGGAUGAUAUUAUUAAAUCGAAUAGGGGUGGUCGACGAGGCGGCGGAGCUAAACGUGGUGGAAGAGGUGCAAUCCGUGCAGGUAGUGGCCGCCGUGGCGGCGGGAAUUUCAGAAGAAGCACCGGCGGCGUACAAAGAGGCCGCAGUCGCGGUGGAAUUGCUAGGCAAUACACCAGGGGAGACGUGAACAGUGCUUGGAAGCACGACCUUUUUGAGGGUUACGGCCCACGUAAAGUUGCGGCGGCCAGAUCUUUAGUACAGUCCAAUGUCGGUCCGACUAAAUUAAUGGUAUCCAAUCUCGAUUUCGGCGUAUCCGAUUCGGAUAUACAAGAAUUGUUUGCCGAAUUUGGACCGUUGAAAAGUGCCGCCGUACAUUAUGAUCGGUCCGGACGGUCUCUCGGUACUGCCGAUGUCAUUUUUGAAAGGCGAGCAGACGCAAUAAAGGCUAUGAAACAAUACCACGGCGUGCCGUUAGAUGGACGUGCCAUGAACAUUCAACUUACUACCUCUGAAAUACCGUCAGUCACUCGCGGCGGUCGUUUGGGUCAGAAUCGGUUCAGUAGUCGUACUCAGUCAAUGCCACGAAGAGGAGGUACUGGCGGCGGUAAAGGGCGACCUGGAAGAGGUCGAGGUAGGGGUGCUAGAAAUCAAAAGAAACCGCCUACGGCUGAAGAACUGGAUGCCGAGUUAGACGCAUACAGUAAAGAAAUGAAGUAGUUAUUUUGUAUAUAAAUUAGUUUAGUUUCAAACAUAUUGUCGACAUAAGUUUCACAACGUAAUAUACCUAACUGAGUUCUG